Acanthamoeba castellanii str. Neff is the source of this 1482-nucleotide messenger RNA. RefSeq names its product STAS domain containing protein. The coding region runs from base 1 to 1482 and encodes 493 amino acids. The record is from RefSeq and is a predicted model, not a curated record. Gene Ontology annotation, cellular component: membrane. NCBI's taxonomy places the organism in Eukaryota, Discosea, Longamoebia, Acanthamoebidae. Gene Ontology annotation, biological process: transmembrane transport. The transcript has 9 exons. Gene Ontology annotation, molecular function: sulfate transmembrane transporter activity.
AUGUCGUCGGUGUCGAUCGCCACCAAGGUCGCCGACAUGAAGAAGUACGAGAUCGACCCGAGCCAGGAGCUCAUCGCCCUCGGCCUCGCCAACUUCGUCGGCUCCUUCUUCUCCAGCUUUCCCGGUGCGGGAAGUCUGUCGCGAACGAUGGUGAACGCACAGGCCGGGGCGAAUUCGCCGUUGGCGUCGGCGUUUGGCGUGGGGGUGAUCCUGUUGGUCAUCUUCUUCUUCACCCCCAUCUUUUACUUUCUCCCCUACGUCGUGCUCGGCUCCAUCGUCAUCAUGGCCGUCCUGCCCCUCAUCGAAUACCAGGAGUUUUUUACGCUGUGGCGGUUGAAACGGAGGGAGGGCGUGCUGUGGAUCACCACCGUGGCUGCCACGCUGGUCUUCGGAAUCAUCAACGGCAUUGUGAUAUCAGUGGCGUUCUCGAUGGUGCUGGUGAUCUACCGCAGCUCGCGGCCCCACAUCGACAUCCUGGGCCGCCUGCCCGGCUCCACCACCUACCGGAAUGUGAAGCGUUUCCCGCAGGCGUUGGUCAUCCCUCGCAUGGUGAUCCUGCGGCUCGACGCCGCCCUCUACUUUGCCAACAUCGGUUUCCUAAAGGAGCGGCUGCGUAACGAGGAGAAAAAGAAGAUCGCGCCCCUGUCUCGGGCUCCCGGCAAGGACGUCGAGGAGGACACCAAGAAGCUCUACGGCGUGGUGGUGCUGGACUGGAGUUCGAUCAACGACAUCGACUACUCGGCGUGCGUGGAGCUCAUGAGCAUCGUCAAGGAGUACAAGGCCAACAACAUCCUCUUCAUCCAGGCGGCGUUGAAGGGUCCCGUGCGGGAUACGAUGCUGAGCGGGGGGCUGGUGGACCUCAUCGGCAAGGAGAACUUCUACUGGGACGUACACGACGCCGUCGUCUACGGCCAGCGCAUGCUCGAGGCGGCGUAUGGGCGCACCGAUGCGCGCCCGACCGCGUUCGGCGGUGGCGACACGGAGGAGGAGGACUUUGACGUCGACGAGUUUGGUACCGCCGGGAGCGACGAGAGCACCGACGUCGACGACGGCGGCAGCAGCAGCAACUGCAGUGAUGAGGGCGAAGGCGAAGGCGAGGAUGGGCGGAGUGACUGCGGCGCGUGCGAAGACGAGGCGAAAGCCGGCCACGAGGGAAACCAAGAGCGGAGGAGCGCGCGGCGACGUGAUCGGCAUCACCGGCGCCAUCGGAGGAGCACGAGCGGGGGCAGAGACGGAGGGCGACGGCACUCGUCACCCACGCGAGAGGGCGACCUGGAGGCGACGUCGGCGGUGGCGACGCGCGGUGAUGAUGGAGGGGGAGAGGGGGUCGACGAGUGCUACGACUACUCGCCGCGCAUCUUCCACACUCUGGAGACCUCGCCCGACCACCUGCCGCGCAGCUCGGGCCGCACCACGUCGCCACCGCCCGGCCUCCUCCAACGCACGCCCAUCGCCGCCCCGCACCCCGACCAGUCGUCGUGA